AGUGUCAACGAGGCUAACGUAACUAGUUGAACGGAAGAGGACAAUAGUGGAGGACAUUACUUGUAAUGUCAAAUUAAUAAACUCUUGUCGUCAAACGUUUGUCAUCACCUAAUCAGAAAUGUUUGCUCUUUCAACUUCCCUACAGCCGCAGGUGACAGUCCAGCUGAGUCACUUGAUCAAUGCCCUGAAAGGUUCAGUAAGCAGCAGUACUUCAGCUAGUCACAAACACAGAGAGAACACAACUGAACCAGAUCAAAACAGCACAGAGCCAUCAUGGAGAUUGACGGAUUUAGGUGUGACAGAUAUAGGGAUCGGUCAGUUGAAUGAUCUGGUGGAGAGGCUUCUGCCCUGUGUGACUCCCAGUGAAUCUUCUUCACCCCUGGGGACUUCACCCAAUAUCUGGAGGACUUCCCAUCUCUCAUCAGAUUCUUUUUUUCUCAACAAACAUGGGUUUUCAAGAAUGGGUGGCGGUACUCCCUUGUUCUCAAAGCAGAACAAAUCACCUCUCCAAACACUGUGCACAGACCUCAAAUAUUUGCCAUUGUUGGUCCCAAAUCGAGGCUUUAAAACUCUGAAGUCCCGAACACGUCGUCUGCAGGGAGGCUUUGAUAGUCCAGUGGAGCCUGAAGGAUUUACACCAUCCUUUAUGAAGGGCUUCCUCACACGAGACAAAGGCUCAGAUGUUGAAACUCUGGACAAGCUCCUUAAAAACAAAAAUAUACCUGAUGGUCAGCAUGAUGCUUUUAAAACUGGUUUUGCAGAAGGUUUCCUCAAAGCUCAGGCCCUAACACAGAGAACACAAGAAUCAUUGAGGAGGACACGGCUGAUUCUGUUGGUGCUCUUGUUGGUCGGCCUAUAUGGGCUCUCAAAAACACCUUUCUUAUCAGUGCGAUUCCGAACCACAUCAGGCCUGGACUCUGCAGUGGACCCUGUCCAGAUGAAGAAUGUCACCUUCGAGCAUGUGAAGGGAGUGGAGGAGGCCAAGAAUGAGUUACAGGAGGUGGUGGAGUUUCUCCGCAACCCACAGAAGUUCACUGUUUUGGGAGGAAAGCUGCCUAAAGGUAUUUUGUUGGUGGGGCCUCCGGGUACAGGAAAGACCCUGCUGGCUCGUGCUGUUGCAGGCGAGGCAGAUGUGCCGUUCUACUAUGCGUCUGGCUCAGAGUUUGAUGAGAUGUUUGUUGGGGUCGGUGCCAGUCGAAUCAGAAACCUUUUCAGAGAGGCAAAAAGUAACGCUCCUUGUGUCAUCUUCAUUGAUGAGCUGGAUAGUGUCGGAGGCAAGAGGAUUGAGUCUCCCAUGCACCCCUAUUCUAGACAGACUAUCAAUCAGCUUCUAGCUGAGAUGGAUGGGUUUAAGCCAAAUGAAGGCGUCAUCAUAAUUGGUGCAACAAACUUCCCCGAAGCUUUGGAUAAUGCUCUGAUCCGGCCAGGUCGCUUUGAUAUGCAGGUCACCGUCCCCAGACCAGACGUGAAGGGCCGUACCGAAAUUAUUAAGUGGUACCUCAAGAAAAUCAAAGUGGACUCGGCUGUGGAGGCUCAGGUCAUUGCGAGAGGAACAGUGGGCUUCUCUGGUGCUGAGCUGGAGAAUCUUGUUAAUCAGGCUGCGCUGAAGGCAGCAGUGGAUGGAAAGGACAUGGUGACCAUGAAGGAGCUGGAGUUUGCCAAGGACAAAAUACUGAUGGGUCCAGAGCGCAGGAGUGCAGUGAUCGAUAAGAGGAAUAAAGAGAUCACAGCAUACCACGAGUCAGGACAUGCAAUUAUAGCAUACUACACCAAAGACGCCAUGCCCAUAAAUAAAGCCACAAUUAUGCCAAGAGGUCCCACUUUGGGUCAUGUGUCAAUGCUUCCAGAGAAUGACCGCUGGAGCGAGACGCGCGCUCAACUGCUGGCUCAGAUGGAUGUCAGCAUGGGCGGCAGGGUGGCGGAGGAGCUCAUCUUUGGCAAUGAGAAUAUCACCACCGGAGCUUCAAGUGAUUUUGACGGUGCUACAAAAAUAGCCAAAAUGAUGGUGACCCGAUUUGGCAUGAGUGAAAAGUUGGGAGUCAUGACGUACACCGACCUUACCAAACAGAGCCCAGAUACACAGGCAGCCAUUGAACAUGAAGUCCGGACACUUCUGAGGGAUUCCUAUGAGCGUGCUAAAGUGCUCUUGAAGUCUCAUGCAAAAGAGCACAAAAAUCUGGCCGAGGCUUUACUGCAGUAUGAGACUCUUGAUGCAAAAGAGAUCCAGUUGGUCUUAGAGGGAAAGACGUUAGAAGUCAGAUGAGACUUCACCAGGACUGUCAGGCAAAGCAGUGAGAAAAACGGACCCUUUCAAGACAUAAAUGUACAUAUGCAACAAAGAGCUGGGUAUGUCUCAUUUCCCAUUGAUUAUAAUUGUUUUAAACACUCAUAAAAGGAUUACAAUGGGAUAUAUCAGUUUUUUUUAGCUUCUAUUUCAAUGUUUCACUUUACCAUUGACUGUAGAUGCUGCUUUUUCUGGCAUUUAAGUGGAACAGCAUUUGAUUUGGCAUAAAUCCAUAAACUGUAAGUGACAGUCCAGUUUACUAUAAGCCACUAACAUACUGCUUUUGACCUUUUCUGAGCCGGGUUGAGUUUGUUUAGUGGCCUUUGGGAACUGUAAAGUUAGUGUAUUUUUCAUAGAGGGACUGUUUCAAAGCAUUUUGGUACUAGAAUAUUUAAAUAAUAAUGAUAAUAUUUCAAAUGGCAACAUGAACUCAUUCUGUUAUUUGCAAAUGUUACAUUGAAAUAAAUAGAAGUAUUUUUACAUUAUUUACACACGUUAUUAUGGGCCAUUUCAUAAAAACAAAUUAUUCCUGAUUUUGUGCUCGAAGUGUUUUUAUUCUGAAAUACUCGUUGCUUUACAUAAUAGCUUUCAUUCAAACAUGCUACUUGUACACAUUAGAAAAUGCAUUUAAUCCAAAACACGCACGACUCUUCCUAGUGAUUAUAUCUGAUGUUUAUGUUAGAUCCAGUGGCCACAGUCAAUGGUUUUAUUCAGCUUUAUUCUAUACUUGUGUUAUUUAUUCAUGUACAGUAGCUCUACAUUUAUGAGUUUACUUGGCCUCCAUGUAUGUUUGCAUUUUACCCAAGCUUAUUUUAGUUGUGUAUAUACAAUAUAUAAUAACGAUCAAUAAAAUGAAACAAGGACAUUGUAUGAUUGUAUAUAAGUGUAUAGAUUGAUUUUAGUCUGAGUUUUGCCUGGUUUGUAAUUUUGAUUUCUUUUUCGUUUGAUGCUCUUCCACAUUAAAUAUUGAAUGGGUUAACAUGAGCUGAACUAAAUAAAGAAAACCGUAUACCACA
Molecule: messenger RNA, 3300 nt
Organism: Triplophysa dalaica
Lineage: Eukaryota; Metazoa; Chordata; Actinopteri; Cypriniformes; Nemacheilidae
Gene: yme1l1b
Product: YME1-like 1b
Exons: 18
Coding region: 119-2263 (714 amino acids)
Biological process (GO): mitochondrion organization; protein quality control for misfolded or incompletely synthesized proteins
Cellular component (GO): mitochondrial inner membrane
Molecular function (GO): ATP hydrolysis activity; metalloendopeptidase activity; ATP binding
Source: RefSeq, a predicted model, not a curated record